This is a messenger RNA of Nematolebias whitei (Rio pearlfish), 1952 nucleotides long. RefSeq names its product cholinergic receptor, nicotinic, alpha 3 (gene chrna3). The record is from RefSeq and is a predicted model, not a curated record. The coding region runs from base 77 to 1762 and encodes 561 amino acids. Gene Ontology annotation, cellular component: synapse; postsynaptic membrane; neuron projection. Lineage: Eukaryota; Metazoa; Chordata; Actinopteri; Cyprinodontiformes; Rivulidae. Gene Ontology annotation, molecular function: acetylcholine-gated monoatomic cation-selective channel activity; transmembrane signaling receptor activity. The transcript is spliced from 6 exons. Gene Ontology annotation, biological process: monoatomic ion transmembrane transport; chemical synaptic transmission; regulation of membrane potential.
UCCACUUUCUCCUCUUCGUCUGCUCGGUGCAGCUCUGCCGCUGUUGACCCUGGAUUCAUCUGUCAGCUUCAGCACGAUGAAUGUCAGAAUUGGCUUCAUUUUUCCCCGCUGUCUGCUCCUUCUGUAUCUUUUAUCAGGAGGCUCAUGUUCAGAAGCAGAACACAGGCUCUUCUCUGUGAUUUUCUCCAACUACAGUCAGUACAUACGACCAGUGGAGAACGUGUCUGACCCAGUCAUUGUGCAGUUUGAGGUGUCCAUGUCACAGCUGGUCAAAGUGGAUGAAGUCAAUCAGAUCAUGGAGACCAAUCUGUGGCUGAGACAUAUCUGGAAUGACUACAAACUCAAAUGGAACCCCAAAGACUUUGGAGGUGUUGAGUUUAUUCGAGUACCAUCCAGCAGAAUAUGGAAGCCAGACAUUGUUCUGUACAACAAUGCAGUUGGAGAUUUCCAAGUUGAUGACAAAACCAAAGCUCUCCUCCGUUACAACGGGGACGUUACUUGGAUCCCCCCUGCUAUAUUUAAAAGCUCCUGCAAGAUAGAUGUCACAUACUUCCCCUUUGACUACCAAAACUGCACGAUGAAGUUUGGCUCCUGGACCUACGACAAGGCCAAGAUUGACCUGGUGCUGAUUGGAUCAACUAUCAAUCUAAAGGACUUCUGGGAGACCGGCGAGUGGAUAAUCAUCGAUGCGCCCGGCUACAAACACGACAUUAAAUACAACUGCUGCGAGGAAAUCUACACAGAUAUCACAUACUCCUUGUACAUCCGCCGCCUGCCUCUUUUCUACACCAUCAACAUGAUCAUCCCCUGCCUCCUGAUCUCCUUCCUCACGGUGCUCGUCUUCUACCUGCCAUCUGACUGUGGAGAGAAAGUCACACUGUGUAUCUCUGUCCUGCUGUCUUUGACUGUCUUCCUCCUCGUCAUAACAGAGACCAUCCCUUCCACCUCUUUAGUCAUACCCUUGAUUGGCGAGUACCUCCUCUUCACUAUGAUUUUUGUCACCCUCUCUAUUGUCAUCACUGUUUUUGUAUUGAAUGUCCACUACCGCACACCAAAGACACACACCAUGCCCUGCUGGGUGCGACGUGUGUUCCUGGGUCUGCUACCUCGAGUGAUGUUCAUGACCAGGCCUGAGCGGGACCCGGAGAAGGUUCCCGUCACUGGCAACGUUCAGGCGAUGCAUUCGAGAACCUGCGCUGUUCAUUCUUCAAGUACGCUGCAAAAGCAACACAAGCCUCACGCUCUGGCCUCCAGCGUGGUGUCGAGCCUCGCAAACCGACAACGGCUCUUGAACAACACCGAGCUCACCAAUCUCAACAACCUGAGUGGCGAUUCCGCCAAAUGUGCCGGCUCUGGUUUCUUGUGCUGUGAAGGGCGCUGCAACUGCUGCUGGCAAAAGAGAUCAGGCAAACUGCCCUCAGACUCUGGAGGAGGGAGUGGUGGACUGGGCAGCCUGGGGGCCAUGACUGGAGGUGGUACGGCCGGGGUCGGAAUGGAGAGUCGGUGCUCCAGCUCGGAGUCUCUGGAUGGAGGAAUCAUGUUACACUUGCCGCUCUCGCCUGAGGUCCGGGAAGCCAUCGAGAGUGUUAAAUACAUAGCAGAGAACAUGAGACUGCAGAAUGAGGCACAGGAGGUCCAAGAUGACUGGAAGUACGUUGCCAUGGUUAUCGACCGGAUUUUCCUGUGGGUUUUUAUCCUCGUCUGUAUCCUGGGAACAGCUGGCCUCUUCCUCCAGCCCCUAUUACUCGGAGAGGAUAUCUGAUUGAAUUUUAUAAAACUAAUACUGCAGAAUGAUCAAAGGCACACAGCUGAUGCGAUGAUUCUGGUGAUGUCAAGGAGUGAGUUAAAAACAGAGAACACAGUCCAGAAAGAAAAAAUGACACUGUUUGAGUUGUUUGUGUUUUGGAAUUUAUUAGCUGAAAAAUACUAUUAAAGUAAAAAAAAAAAAAACA